GCCGCCAUUUUGAAAGGAAAAAGUUUAUAUUUUGAACGCUUCCUAGUAAAAACAAUCUUAUUCGAUCUUUAACCAUGGGAGUUCCAGCCUUCUUUCGAUGGCUUUCAAAGAAAUACCCGUCGAUUGUAGUCCAUUGUGUUGAAGAAAAACCAAAAGAAGUUGAUGGCGUUAAGGCYCCAGUGGACACCAGUUUACCCAAUCCAAAUGAUUAUGAGUUUGAUAAUCUGUAUCUUGACAUGAAUGGUAUCAUCCAUCCCUGCUGUCAUCCUGAAAAUAAGCCUGCACCAAAAAAUGAAGAUGAAAUGAUGGUUGCCAUUUUUGAAUAUAUUGACAGAAUAUUUUCAAUAGUGCGGCCAAGAAAGUUACUCUACAUGGCUAUUGAUGGAGUGGCCCCAAGAGCUAAGAUGAAUCAACAAAGAUCAAGAAGAUUCAGAGCAUCGAAGGAAAGCAGAGAGAAAGCUGAAGAAAUAGCUAGAAUAAGAGGUGAACUCGCUGCAAAAGGUGCUUUGCUUCCCCCUGAAAAAGCUAAAACAGAGCAUUUUGACAGUAACUGUAUCACACCUGGGACAGAGUUUAUGGCUAAUCUCUCUCUGUGUUUGUCUUACUACAUUGCUGAUAGACUGAACAAUGAUCCUGGAUGGAAAAAUAUCAAGGUUGUCCUUUCUGACGCUAAUGUUCCUGGUGAAGGGGAGCACAAAAUCAUGGAUUAUAUUCGCAAGCAAAGAGCAAGUCCAGGCCAUGACCCAAACACCAAACACUGUUUGAAUGGUGCUGAUGCGGAUUUAAUAAUGUUAGGUCUAGCUACUCAUGAGGCUCACUUCACAAUACUCAGAGAGGAGUUCAAACCUGGUCAGAAAAGACCUUGUGAACUGUGUGGCCAAAUAGGUCAUGAGAUGGCUGAAUGCACAGGACUGCCCAAAGAAAAACAAGGAGAGUUUGAUGAACUGACCAAACCAGUUGCCCAGGAAGUUGAAUUUAUCUUCAUUAGACUGAAUGUUUUAAGAGAGUAUUUGGAGAGAGAGUUGAGACUGGAAAACCUACCAUUUGCUUAUGACUUUGAGAGAUGUAUUGACGACUGGGUAUUCAUGUGUUUCUUUGUUGGAAAUGACUUUUUACCUCAUCUGCCAUCAUUAGAAAUCAGAGAAGGAGCCAUUGAUAGACUUGUAAGGUUUUACAAAAAUGUUGUUCCAAGAUGUGGGGGAUACUUAACAAAAGAUGGAUUUGUUGAUCUAAAUAGAGUACAGUUAGUUUUAGCAGAACUKGGUCUUGUCGAGGAUGAGAUUUUUAAAAAGAGACAGCAGGACAAUAUCCAAUUCAAACAGAGAAUGAAGGCAAAAAGAGAAAGAGAAAAGAGGCAGAAACAGACAAAUCCUUUAUGGACACCAGAUGGUCAGUUUAGACCACAUGCACUUGGCUUUGGAGGUAUGCCAGAUGCCAUAACAUCACCUAGGCAGCAAGCAUAUGAAAUGAGAAAACAGGGGAUGAAUCUUACACAAAACAGAGCUAAUCAAAAUGCUGCAGCAGACCUCAGAGCAAUGCUAACCAAGGGAGAGAGUGACAAGCCAAGUGAAUCUCAAAGUAGCAAUUCACAGCAAAGUGCUGCAUCGUCAAAUGAUAACAAAAGAAAGCGUGAUGAUGAUGACGAUGAUGACCCUCCAGACAAUGUCAGGUUGUGGGAAGACGGAUGGAAGGCAAGAUACUAUACCAACAAGUUUAGCGUCACAGAAAGUGACGAGAGCUAUGAUGAUUUCCGCAAGAAAGUUGCUGAUGCUUAUGUCGAGGGACUGUGUUGGGUACUGCAGUAUUACUACCAGGGCUGUCCUUCAUGGAAGUGGUAUUUCCCAUACCAUUAUGCACCAUUUGCCUCUGACUUCAGAGAUAUUGGGAAACUMAAGAACACCUUUGAACGAGGAACUAAACCAUUCAAACCACUGGAACAGUUAAUGGGRGUUUUUCCUGCCGCGAGUGGUAACUUUCUUCCACCAACUUGGCGCAACCUUAUGUCAAAUCCAGAAUCUCCCAUCAUUGAUUUUUAUCCUGUUGACUUUCAAAUCGAUCUCAAUGGAAAGAAAUAUGYUUGGCAAGGAGUGGCUUUGCUUCCUUUUGUUGAUGAAAAGCGGUUAUUGAGUGCUUUAGCCGAGGUUUAUCAUGAUAUCUCACCAGAAGAAGCAAAGCGUAAUUCUCUUGGUAAAGAUCGUUUGUAUCUACGAGAAGGAAAUCCUGCUUUUGACUUUCUUAAAGGUCUCUCUGAAGGUGGAGAAGCGAGUGAGGCAAUAGAUCUAGUUACGGAUUUAACRUGUGGCAUGUCUGGAAAGGUGUUACCCGAUGUGGAGCGACCAAUACAACCAGACAGRGAUAUUCCAUCACCUAUUCCUGGUCUUUAUGAUUUAAAGCAUAACAAAGCAAUAGGGGUUUUGUAUGAAGAUCCUUCCUUUAGUCCUGACCUUGUAUUUAAAACUUCUAUUUUACAAAAUGUCGUACCUCCGGCUCGUGUCCUUAAACCUGAAGAUUAUGGUAACAAUCGACCGUGGCGACCAACUAUCGGCAUGAAUUCAAACAGACAAUCGUAUGCAUCCRUUGCUCCGCCAGGACAUAGAAUGAUUAAUCAUUACACACAUGAUCGUCAAAGUCAGGGUAGUCGAGACUCGUAUGAUCGUCGACAGAGCUACCCUCCCUCGAACUACGGAGGUAGCCAUCGAGGCAGCUCGUCCUAUCAUUACAACCAACGGAACGACGGUCGAAAUAGUUAUAACUACCAAGGAGGCGGGCACCAUAGAAACUAUAGUCAACAACCCUCGCGCAAUCAGUCUCUAAUGGGACCUGGGCCUAGUCAUGGAAGAUAUAAUCAACAGCAGCACCAGGGACAGAACUAUCGACAACAGUACCAGGGGCAACAUCAACAACAGUACCAGGGGCAGCACCAACAGCAGUACCAGGGGCAGCACCAACAACAGCACCAACAACAGCAUGGUAGAAAUCAGAACAGGGGCCAUCGACAGAACUUCCCACUUUCAAGCAAUCGAUAUAGACCGUACUAGACACAACCAAUGGCAAACUUCGUUCCCAGUCCAUUGACGUCUCACUGUGUACAUGAGAGAAGGUCCUUUGAACAAGGUCGAGGGGGAAUGAGUUCAAAUCGGGAGCUGUCUUCAUCAAAAACGCCGUCAAUCAACCWUGUCAAUCAUUUAUUUUACGAUUUGUACGAAGUGCAGAAUAUGAUUGUAAAUUUUGCAAUUUUAUUGUAAUAAAUUGCUAAAUAUAUGACUUCAUUUUAA
Molecule: messenger RNA, 3275 nt
Organism: Exaiptasia diaphana
Lineage: Eukaryota; Metazoa; Cnidaria; Anthozoa; Actiniaria; Aiptasiidae
Product: 5'-3' exoribonuclease 2
Exons: 35
Coding region: 75-3038 (987 amino acids)
Biological process (GO): nuclear-transcribed mRNA catabolic process
Cellular component (GO): nucleus
Molecular function (GO): 5'-3' RNA exonuclease activity; RNA binding
Source: RefSeq, a predicted model, not a curated record